Messenger RNA from Linum trigynum, 1273 nucleotides. NCBI's taxonomy places the organism in Eukaryota, Viridiplantae, Streptophyta, Magnoliopsida, Malpighiales, Linaceae. The record is from the annotation of a GenBank genome assembly.
UAAAAUAACGGGUAGAAUUCAUAGUUGGAAAACAAAGUUCCUUAGCUAUGCAGGGCGGUUACAGCUUGUGAUAUCUGUGCUUGCUAGUUUGACUCAGUUUUGGAUGGCAGUUUUUAUUCUGCCAAAAAGGGUUAUUAAAGAGAUUGAAAAAUUGUGUAGUGAUUUCUUAUGGUGAGUCAGUGCUGAUGGGAAGAAGAAGGCUACUGCAGCUUGGCGUUACUUAGCCCUUCCUAAGAAUGAAGGUGGAUUGGGAAUAAGGGACCUAGUGAGUUGGAAUUUUGCGUGUGUGAUCAGACAUGUGUGGUUUAUUCUUUUCCAACAGGGAUCUCUGUGGGUGGCGUGGCUGAGGGAAUAUAGGCUGAAGAACCAUGAUUUUUGGAUUUUUCAAUCAAAAACUGGUUCUUGGAUUUGGUUAAAGCUGUUGAAGAGCAGAGAUAAAAUUUGUCUGCAGAUGUUUAUGACGAAUGGGGAUGUUCUGUGGAAUGGGAAAAUUAUGAAGAAGUAUUGUAUUAAGCUGGUAUGGGAAUCUUUAAGGCCAAAGGAGCCCCUGCUCCCUGGUGUUCUCUUGUCUGGAAAGAUUUAUCUCCCCAAAGGGACAAAUUUCUUGUCUGGUUGGUUGUAAAGAACUUUAUCACUACUUGUGAUAAGGUGGCAAGCUGGGGAGGAAGUGGUCUUUUCUCAUGUUUGUUCUGCCCUUGCUCUUUGGAGACUAGAGAUCAUCUCUUUGGUGGAUGUGUGGUGUAUAAAGAACUGUAUGCAGGUUUGCUUGCUAAAGCUUUCCCGAGAACUCCUUCAGAUGACUGGAACAUAGAGUUGCAGUGGGCCUCGAACGAUCUAAAAGGGAAGCAGUUGAGAAAUCAAGCUGCUAAGGCGAUUUGGCGGGCAAUGAUCAGUACCAUUUGGCGAGAAAGGUAUUCCCUGAAGAUGGAGGAUCCAAGAAGAGCUUCCAGGAGAUGAUAGAUCGAAUUAAACAGGAUGUUACAGUGUUGUUUCCUGCUGAAGUUGUUGAAAGUUUUUGGGCGGGUUAACCUUCUCUCUUGGUUCAUUCUUAUAGGUUUUCGUUUGUAAUGUCAUAGGAAGAUUAGUUGGAGUGUUGAAACAGUUUUACAGUGACUUAGUUGGCAGGGUUGUUGCCAAAAGUUUUGGGUUCCUUUUUUGAUGAUAUAAAAUCUUACUAAUUCAUAAAAAAAUCUAACAAGAUCCAUAUGGACUAUUUUUUAUUGUUUAAAUUUUUUUUUAUUUGUAUUUUAUAUUAUAAAUUCUAUAUAGUCAU